Molecule: messenger RNA, 1002 nt
Organism: Hippopotamus amphibius kiboko
Lineage: Eukaryota; Metazoa; Chordata; Mammalia; Artiodactyla; Hippopotamidae
Product: olfactory receptor 52E8-like
Biological process (GO): G protein-coupled receptor signaling pathway
Cellular component (GO): membrane
Molecular function (GO): olfactory receptor activity; G protein-coupled receptor activity
Source: RefSeq, a predicted model, not a curated record
GAAAGAAUGUCUCUCCCUAAUGACACCCAGUUCUAUCCUUCUUCAUUUCUUUUGUUGGGCACCCCAGGGCUAGAAGAUAUGCACAUCUGGAUUGGAUUCCCCUUUUUGUGUGUGUAUCUUGCUGCACUCCUGGGGAAUGUUGCUGUCCUGUUUGUGAUCCAGACUGAGCAUAGCCUCCAAGAGCCCAUGUAUUACUUCCUGGCCAUGUUAGACUCCAUUGACCUGGGUUUGUCCACAGCCACGAUCCCCAAAAUGCUGGGCAUCUUCUGGUUCAGCCUCAAGGAUAUUUCUUUUGAAAGCUGCCUUUCCCAGAUGUUCUUUAUCCACUUCUUCACUGCCAUCGAGAGCAUUGUGCUGGUGGCCAUGGCCUUUGACCACUACAUCGCCAUUUGUAAUCCCCUUCGGUACACCAUGAUCCUCACCAGCAAAAUCAUCAGUGUCAUUGGAGACAUUGCUAUUCUGCGCAGCCUGUGCAUGGUGGCUCCACUGAUGUUUCUCCUCCUGAGACUGGCCUUCUGUGAGCACCAUAUCAUUCCUCAUACUUACUGUGAGCACAUGGGCAUUGCCUGUCUGGCCUGUGCUAGCAUCAAAGUCAACAUAAUAUUUGGUUUUGGGAAUAUGGCUAUCUUAUCAUUGGAUGUGCUUCUUAUUAUUCUUUCCUAUGUCAGGAUCCUCUGUACUGUCUGCCUGCCUUCCUGGGAAGCCAGGUUCAAAGCUCUCAAUACCUGUGUCUCCCACAUUGGUGUUAUCUUAGCCUUUUUCACACCAGCAUUUUUCUCUUUCUUAACACACAGUUUUGGUCACAACAUUCCUCGAUAUAUCCACAUCCUCUUGGCCAGUCUAUAUGUGGUUGUUCCACCAGCCCUUAAUACCAUAAUCUAUGGGGUCAAGACUAAGCAAAUUAGGGAACGCGUUUUGAGGAUUUUUUUUAAAAGAUGGUUAACCAUUGGUAGCCUUCGAAUGUUUAACAGUUCAUAUUUUCCCCAUAUGCUUAUUGUCUAA